AUGACGGUUCCUUCAGCAGACGUCUCGAUUCUUCACAGAGCAGAUGGCUCUGCAAGAUACUCGGCGGCGGGAUACACAGUGGUGGCGGCCGUCAAUGGUCCUAUCGAAGUAACACGCCGUGAUGAACUGCCCCAGCAUGCUGCUCUGGAAGUCAACGUGCGUCCGGCUGUUGGUGUGGGCAGUGAGUAUCAGUCUGUUCAAACUCACGAUAUAUCAGAUCUAACAUGGCAUUUGCAGGUNCCCAAAGAACGUCAUCUCGAAUCGCUCAUCCAUUCGACACUACGCGACAUUGUCUUGACCCACAUGCACCCUCGUACCUUGAUCCAGUUGACUUUGCAAAUCGUCAACACUCCUGAGCAAGAGAACACUCUUCCUGCCUCUUUCGCCCUUUCACCUCUCCCAGCUCUCCUUAACGCCUCUAUGCUUUCCCUGCUUAGCGCAAGUAUCCCCAUGAGCAGCACUUUCACAUCAACCCUCCUGGCCGUUUCAUCCUCUGGCGACUUAUCCAUCAAUCCUGCUCCUAAGGUCUUGCUAUCCACUUCCUCUGCACACGUAUUCGCCUUUUCGUCAACUGGGAACCUCAUCUUGGAUCUGAGUGAAGGAGAGUUUGACAUGGAUACUUGGGAGAAAGCACAUGACAAAGCAAAGGAGGAAUGCUGUAAAGAGCAGCUGUCGGAAGAUGCUAUGGAGGAGGGAAAGCCAAGCUUACAGACCUUUGUGGAAAGAGUGGUCGAGGCCAGAGUCGACAAGGAGAGAGCCUGGAAGAACGGCUAG
Molecule: messenger RNA, 774 nt
Organism: Aureobasidium musti
Lineage: Eukaryota; Fungi; Ascomycota; Dothideomycetes; Dothideales; Saccotheciaceae
Source: the annotation of a GenBank genome assembly